AUGAUUCGUGGCUUCGGGGAUAUUAAUAAAGGCAAAGAAGAGUCAAAAAGCAAGAAAAAUAGUGAUUUCUACACUGGAGGACAAGCAAGCGGACUCGCAGUAUCUUCACCAGAUGUCGCAAACAUUGUAGAAAAGGCCCGACAAGGCGGCCAAGACCAAAGCGCUCCAGCUGACCCUAAUGAAAUGAAAAUCAGAGUAACCCUCUGGGCAAACGGGUUCUCUGUUGACGACGGACCAUUUAGGGAUUACAAUGCACCUGAAAAUCAACGCUUCAUGGCUCAAAUGAAUGAAGGAAGAGUUCCAAGCGAAUUAAUGUCAAAAACCAGAGGGAAACCUGUGAGCGUCGAACUUUCAGAUAAGCGCCAAGAGCAAUAUGUGCCUCCACCCCCACCUCCUUAUAUUGCCUUUUCUGGCCAAGGCAGUUCAGUUUCAAAUACAAGAUCUCAAGCUUUAGAUGCAGUCAACGCAGAGUUUUCAGUGCCGUCGUUUGACCCUAACCAGCCGACUACGACUGUCCAGAUUCGAUUUCACAAUGGCCAAAGGAAAACACUGACACUGAACUUAAAUGCGAGGCUGAAUGUGAUUUUUGACUAUGUCAUGAUGGCAGCGCCUGUGGAUGGGUCUUUCGAGCUAGUGUCAGGAUUUCCUCCAAGGCCUCUUCAAAACCCGAGUCUGACGAUCCAAGAAUCAGGAGUUGCAGGAAGCGCGGUCAUUCAAAAAUUGCUUUAA
This is a messenger RNA of Blepharisma stoltei, 729 nucleotides long. The record is from the annotation of a GenBank genome assembly. Lineage: Eukaryota; Ciliophora; Heterotrichea; Heterotrichida; Blepharismidae.